Brachypodium distachyon (stiff brome) is the source of this 2557-nucleotide messenger RNA. RefSeq names its product pentatricopeptide repeat-containing protein At1g09900. The transcript is spliced from 2 exons. The record is from RefSeq and is a predicted model, not a curated record. Gene Ontology annotation, molecular function: protein binding. Lineage: Eukaryota; Viridiplantae; Streptophyta; Magnoliopsida; Poales; Poaceae. The coding region runs from base 91 to 2088 and encodes 665 amino acids.
GUAGUUCGCCGCCCGGAAGAAUGCCCCCUGCACCACACGUACGUCCGCGAGCGCGCCAGAGGGAGGCCGCGACCAAGAGCCUCCUCACCCAUGGCCACGCUGCUCCCCUCGUUUCCGCACUCCCUCUCCAAGCCCCGCCAUCUCCGCCACUCCCACAUUGCCGCUGCCGCCACCAGGCCCGAGGCCGCCGCCCCUAGCCCCGCCAGCUCCCGCCUCCGCCGCCUCAUCGCCCGCGACGACCUCGCCGAGGCCGCGCGCCUCGUCGAGCGCUCCACCUCCCGCGGCGAGGCCCCCGACGUCUACCUCUGCACCAAGCUCAUCCGCAACCUCUGCCGCCGCGGCCGCACCUCCGACGCCGCGCGGGUCCUCCGCACCGCCGAGGGCUCCGGCGCCCCCGUCGAUGUCUUCGCCUACAACACCCUCGUCGCCGGGUACUGCCGGUACGGCCGCCUCGACGCCGCGCGCCGCCUCAUCGCGUCCAUGCCCGUCCCGCCCGACGCCUACACCUACACGCCCCUCAUUCGGGGACUCUGUGACCGCGGCAGGGUCGGCGACGCGCUCAGCCUGCUCGAUGAUAUGCUCCGCCGCGAGUGCCAGCCCAGCGUGGUCACCUACACCGUCCUCCUCGAGGCCGUCUGCAAAAGCAGCGGAUUCGGGCAGGCCAUGAAGGUCCUGGACGAGAUGCGUGCCAAGGGCUGCACGCCCAACAUUGUCACCUACAACGUCAUCAUCAACGGCAUGUGCAGGGAGGAUCGCGUUGACGAUGCUAGACAGAUCCUGAAUAGGUUGUCGUCUUAUGGGUUUCAGCCAGACACAGUCAGUUACACCACUGUGCUUAAGGGCUUGUGUGCCGCUAAGCGAUGGGAGGACGUCGAGGUGCUGUUUUGUGAGAUGGUGGAGAACAACUGCGUGCCGAAUGAGGUUACUUUUGACAUGUUAGUCAGAUUCUUCUGUCGUGGAGGUAUGGUGGAGAGGGCAAUUGAAGUUCUUGACCGAAUGUCAGAGCAUGGAUGCACAGCCAACACUACCUUGUGCAAUAUUGUGAUAAACUCUAUCUGCAAACAAGGUCGUGUGGACGAUGCUUUUGAGUUCUUGAACAAUAUGGGCUCGUAUGGGUGCAGUCCGGAUACCAUUAGCUAUACAACUGUGCUAAAGGGCUUGUGCCGCGCUGGACGAUGGGAGGAUGCCAAGGAGCUCUUGAACGAGAUGGUCCGAAAGAACUGUCCCCCGAAUGAGGUGACCUUCAAUACAUUCAUCUGCAUCUUGUGCCAAAAAGGAUUGAUCGACCAAGCUAUUUUGCUUAUUGAACAAAUGCCGGAGUAUGGAUGUUCAGUGGGUAUUGUCACAUACAAUGCUCUUGUCAAUGGCUUCUGUGUGCAAGGGCGUGUUGAUAGUGCUCUUGAGUUGUUUAAUAGUCUGCCUUGUGAGCCCAACACCAUUACAUACACUACCUUGUUGACAGGCCUGUGCCACGCUGAGCGAUUGGAUGCUGCUGCAGAGCUAUUAGCUGAGAUGAUGCAGAAUGAUUGCCCUCUAAAUGUUGUGACAUUUAAUGUACUUGUGAGUUUCUUCUGUCAAAAAGGGUUUGUCGAGGAAGCAAUUGAACUUGUGCAGCAAAUGAUGGAGCACGGUUGCACCCCUAACCUGAUUACGUUUAAUACUUUACUCGAUGGGAUUACCGAGGAUUGCAACUCAGAAGAAGCCUUGGAGCUAUUGCAUGGUUUGGUCAGCAAGGGAAUAUCCCUAGAUACAAUAACCUACUCUUCAAUCGUUGAUGUCCUCUCAAGAGAAGAUAGAAUUGAAGAAGCUGUUCAGAUGUUUCAUGCCGUCCAAGAUAUGGGGAUGAGACCAAAAGCCGUGAUGUAUAACAAGAUACUAUCUGCCCUCUGUAAAAGAUGUGAAACAGAUCGUGCUAUUGAUUUUUUUGCUCAUAUGGUGUCUAACAGUUGCAUGCCAAAUGAGUCAACCUACGUUAUACUAAUCGAAGGCCUUGCCCGUGAGGGUUUGUUGAAGGAAGCACGAUAUGUUCUGAGUGAGUUGUGCUCAAGAGGAGUUCUAAGCAAGAGUUUAAUUGAAGAUCGACAUUAAGGUUGUGGUCUAAGCUGUGCAUAUGCCUUCUUAAUCAAAAAGAGAGAAAGAAAACCGUGCAUAUUUCUUGAGUCAUGAUGAAAUCAGAGCCCUUAGUGCUUAUCAAAUUCUGCUAAGUCUCCACAGACCUCAUUCCAAAUUUACAGCAAGAUGGGAUUAGUGACAUGCUUUGUACUUGUGCUUCAAGCUACAAUGAUUCACAAAGAUGUGAGAGGUCUUUGAAAUGUGAAGACCACGGAAUCAAGAGGAGUGUCUGGAGGAUAAAGAAGCAAAAAAGAUUCAGUGUCCAUACUUAUAUCGGCGUAGUAAAGAAUACAGUACAACCAAAUUUUUUUCUAGAUACACUUACGAGUUUCAGCAUAAGACCAAUGAAUUAAUUUUUUGACUAUACUUCUGCGUGUUUAUACGCAUUUUUUGGUUUAUCUUCCAUGAGCAGUGCAUAAUUGCUUCUCCCCAGGGCUUUUAUUAA